Molecule: messenger RNA, 1617 nt
Organism: Zasmidium cellare ATCC 36951
Lineage: Eukaryota; Fungi; Ascomycota; Dothideomycetes; Mycosphaerellales; Mycosphaerellaceae
Exons: 2
Coding region: 1-1617 (538 amino acids)
Biological process (GO): protein localization to plasma membrane; GPI anchor biosynthetic process
Cellular component (GO): membrane; endoplasmic reticulum
Molecular function (GO): glucosaminyl-phosphatidylinositol O-acyltransferase activity
Source: RefSeq, a predicted model, not a curated record
AUGACACCUGAAUACAAGGCGGAAAAGAUCGCCUCAGUGUCGCAUCUGGGCGGCGGCGGAAUCUGGGAGAUUAACCACGUUGCCCUAGUCGCUCCGGCCGCCGCAUUGCUGUGGGCGAUUCUACAGUCCCGACAGAGCUUCUUCAAGCCGUACACCUUCGCCGCUGCCUUUACCGACUUCUUGAUCCAGUGUGGAGCUAUCGUCUGCGCGACUACCGUCUACUCCGGAGCACCUCAGGUCCUUAAUGGUCUUCUCAUCCUCCCUGCCGUGGCCGCGUAUUUGCAGCCUAGAACUGAGCUCGAGAAGCCAGCCAAGGUCCCAUCGAAAGGAGAUGAGAAUGGCAAGCCCGCUGAAUCCAAGGACGAAGUACGCGAGCCAAAGGAUCCCUUCCCAGUCAAGCCUUUCAUUACCGCCUACCGAGGAGCCAUGAUGAUCAUCACAUGCUCCAGCAUCCUGGCCGUUGACUUCCCAUCUGUCUUUCCACGUCGCUUUGCCAAGACAGAAUCUUUUGGUACCUCUCUCAUGGACAUUGGUGUGGGAUCUUUCGUCUUCGCCGCCGGCAUCGUGGCAGCCCGUCAACAACUCAAAGAACAGCACUUCGCAACUCGAUCUAUCGUAACUCGUCUCAGGGAGUCCAUGCGCCAUUCGCUGCCCCUCUUCGUCCUGGGCGUCGUCCGCUUGUUGAGCGUCAAAGGCCUCGACUACGCCGAACACGUCAGCGAAUAUGGCGUUCACUGGAACUUCUUCUUCACCCUCGCCCUGCUCUCGCCCUCCGUCGCCAUUCUGCAGCCUUUGCUGCGAUACAUCCCGACAUACAACAUCUUUGCGUUUGCACUAGCCAUCUGCUACGAGCUGAUCUUGUUCUGCGUUCCGGACAUGAAGGCCUACAUGAUCCUCUCCGAGCGCAAGCCAGGAGACUGGCUUUCUCAAAACAGAGAGGGGGUGUUCUCGUUCUUGGGUUACCUUGCCAUCUUCAUUGCCGGAAUGGGCAUUGGUCUCAACAUUCUGACCCGCGACCCCGACCCCGAAGAGCCUGAGGCACCCGCCGAAAAGGACAGUCUCGAUGAGGAUGCUGAUUGGUUGGCUUCUGUCCUUGGAGGGAGCGAAUCUGAGGAAGCGAAGCCGCAGCCGCCGAUUGAGGUGCCUCAACUGAAACCAGAGUGGCCAAAGGCCGCGCUCCCUCGUCUGGUCUUCUGGACAGUGCUCUGGUUCGUGUUUGCCUUGUGGGCAAUGUGGAGAUAUGGGCCUCGCCUCUUCGUCUCGCGCCGCAUGGCAAAUCUGGCCUACGUUUGCUGGGUGUGCUCUUUCAAUACCGCGCAGCUGUUGCUGUUUUGUCUUGUUGAGACUGUCAUGUUCCCGGACAUCUACAAGGCGAAAUCGAAAGAGUUGGAGCGACAGCGUAUUCGAGAUGUUACAAGCAGGGUCAUGGCAGCUUUCAACCGCAACGGACUGGCCCUAUUCCUCCUGGCCAAUCUUUUGACGGGCGUCAUCAACAUGACAAUGCCUACCAUCCACAUGGCCGAGGUGCCGUCGAUGGUUGUGCUUGGUCUGUACAUGGCCGUUAUCUGCGGCGUAGGACUUGCACUGGACGCCUACGAUAUAUCGAUCAAGCUUUAG